CACCAUUCGUCCAUUCCCCAUUCUUUUCCUCCUCUGUUUGGCAUUAUGGAUCGUACUCUCAAGUCCGUUAUUGUCUUCUCAUUCCUCUUCGUCUCCGCCGUCUCGUCGGAGACGGAGAGCUUCUCCGCCGUCGAGAGUGACGCCGACCCGCUGAUCCGGCAGGUGGUCGACGGCGAUCACCGAUUCGGCGCAGAGCAUCAUUUUUCUCUGUUCAAGCGUAAGUUCGGGAAGUCGUACGGGUCUAAGGAAGAGCACGAUUACAGGUUCACUGUAUUCAAGGCUAACCUGCGCCGAGCUCGGCGACACCAGAAUCUGGACCCAACGGCUGUUCACGGCGUGACUCAGUUCUCGGAUAUGACACCGUCCGAGUUUCGGAAGGUUUUGGGUCUCAGAGGCCUCAGGUUGCCUGCUGAUGCCAGCAAGGCUCCCAUCUUGCCAACCGACGAUCUUCCCAACGACUUUGAUUGGAGAGAUCAUGGAGCUGUUACGCCUGUUAAAAACCAGGGUUCAUGUGGAUCGUGUUGGAGUUUUAGCACAACUGGAGCCCUGGAAGGUGCUCACUUCCUCUCUACCGGGGAACUGGUCAGCCUUAGCGAGCAGCAGCUCGUGGACUGUGAUCAUGAGUGUGAUCCAGAAGAACCACGUUCUUGUGACUCUGGUUGCAAUGGCGGACUGAUGAAUAGUGCCUUUGAGUACAUCCUUAAAGCUGGCGGAGCCAUGCGGGAGGAAGACUAUCCUUAUACUGGCACUGAUCGUGGGACCUGCAAAUUCGACAAAUCAAAGAUUGCAGCUUCGGUUGCCAACUUUAGUGUCGUUUCACUUGAUGAAGAGCAGAUUGCUGCUAAUCUUGUGAAAAAUGGGCCCCUUGCUGUGGCCAUCAAUGCGGUAUUUAUGCAAACAUAUAUUGGUGGGGUAUCAUGCCCAUACAUAUGUUCGAGGAGGUUGGACCACGGAGUGUUGCUUGUGGGAUAUGGUUCUGCGGGGUAUGCUCCCAUUCGGAUGAAGGAGAAGCCAUAUUGGAUCAUUAAAAAUUCAUGGGGAGAGAAUUGGGGAGAAAAUGGUUACUACAAGAUUUGCCGGGGGCGCAAUAUUUGUGGGGUGGACUCCAUGGUUUCCACUGUGGCUGCUGUUCAUACCACUUCUCAGUAGGAUGUGACGCUUUAAAUGCCUGUACUGUACGUAUAACAAAGCAUCCGCUAUCCAGUCUAGCGUAUUUCUGGAAACAAUUUCAGUGUCAUAAUUAACGGAGAACUCAAGUGUGGAUCCCUUUUAUUUUUGGGCCACCCAUGCUGUUAAGUGUUAACCUUUGUCCAAGAAUCUUGAAUUGAUUUGUUUUCUUCGGUUUGUUUGAUUACGUUCGUACAUAUUUUCCACUUAA
Molecule: messenger RNA, 1378 nt
Organism: Neltuma alba
Lineage: Eukaryota; Viridiplantae; Streptophyta; Magnoliopsida; Fabales; Fabaceae
Product: cysteine protease RD19A
Exons: 4
Coding region: 46-1149 (367 amino acids)
Biological process (GO): proteolysis
Molecular function (GO): cysteine-type peptidase activity
Source: RefSeq, a predicted model, not a curated record